Macrobrachium nipponense is the source of this 11030-nucleotide messenger RNA. It is a transcript of the gene Gyf, whose product is annotated as GRB10-interacting GYF protein 1-like. Gene Ontology annotation, cellular component: cytosol. The record is from RefSeq and is a predicted model, not a curated record. NCBI's taxonomy places the organism in Eukaryota, Metazoa, Arthropoda, Malacostraca, Decapoda, Palaemonidae. Gene Ontology annotation, molecular function: protein binding.
UUACGGUGGAAGAUGACUGACUACGCAUGCGUAGUACAAGUUCGGCCAUCUUUGUCCAAGUGUGUUGUAGAGCUGCUCCGCCUCCCUACUGUAUUUUGCUGCUGUAAGGUGUAAAAUCACCAACUGAGUGGUCUGGAGUAAAAGAUAACAUGUCAGAAACUGCACUGAAGUUUGGGCCCGAGUGGCUUCGUGUUCUUUCUCACGGUGGUAGUGUGAACUCUCCUCCCCCCAGUCCAGGUUUAAAAUUCAAGUUGGCAGAACAUCGAUACGGUCGUGAAGAAAUGCUUGCUCUUUUCAAUAAACAUCAGAGUCCGCCAGAUGGAAUACAGACAUUGGGCUCGUUGUACGUGGAAGAACCGCAAGAGCCGUUGGCCUUCAUACCAAUGAAUGAGGAAGAGCAGCGCAUGUGGCAAAGGGGUGUAAACAGUGAUGCAGUGCUUCGUCAGAGCGGGCGUGCCCCCGUCAAUGGGGUGGGUCGCGGGCGUGGGGGAAGUGUAGAUCGUGGACGGGGUAGGGGCCGGGGGGCAGGUUCGUACUACACUCGAGGUCUAAGUUAUGAUGAAGAACUUGAACCGCGGGGCCCUAGAGAGGGUGGACCACCAGGCAUGAGUCUUAGGAGUAAACCAUUUGAAAGAAGUCAGAGUGUGCAUGAGCAGCGAGCUUGGAGUGAACGUGGUUCAGGAGGUAGCGGUGGGCCUGGUGGUCCUGAAGAUCGUAAUGGAGCCGUUUCACCGCGAAAGGAGCAAGGAAGAGCAUCCACUGAAAACUGGAGGUCCCGGGGUGGGGAAAACGAAGACAAUGAAAGGUGGCGAGGGGCAGGAGCCAACCGUAAUGAAAAAUGGGGGACACGUGGUUGGCGUGAACGGGAAAAUGGCCCUGACAGCGAGUGGGAAGAGGUGUCGGGGCGGGGAGCUGGCCGGGGGGUCCCUGUCUCGUCCCGAACUUCCCGCCCACCCUGGGACGAAAAAGAUGGCCGCCUUCGGAAGUCUUGGGAUGAAGAUAAUUUGCCAGAGUGGGCCACAGAAAAUGCUGACGAAAAAGGUGGUAGUUUUGAUGCAUCAGGAGCGUUUCAUGGCCCUGGUUGGUCAGAUGAGGAAGAUCCAACAGCUGAAGGUCGAGGUGUUGGUGGUGGUGGCGGAAGAGUCAGGCAGAAGGUUAGUCCUGACAAGACUGCCGCCAGGACCGAAGCUCCUGUGGCUAAUAAACACGAGUCAAGUGCCAGAGAGAGUGAAGUUGAAUCCCAGGAAGAGAUCAAGAAUGGUUUAGACGAAAUAAGGCAUAACACCCCUGUCAAUGAUUUAGACAAGAACCAUGACAGUCACAAGCCCCCAAACAUUGCUGAAUCACAGGUAUGCUCAUUUGAUGUUGCACAGCAACAACAGCAGCAACAGGCGCAGCUGCAGCCAUCCCAUUUACCAACCCCUCUACCAAACGGUAUCGUCAGUGAUGAAGAAGAACCACACGAAGUACAGAUGCCACCAGAGUUCCAGGUCGUUCCGAGUCCCGUCCAACCCCCCCAGCCAAACAUUCAGGUGGAACCUGGGUCCUUUCCACCUAGAGAGUACCAAGCUGAAGAAGAGAAGUUGGAACACAUGCGCAGUGUUGCAGACGAUUUGGUUGCCAAGUUGGUGGAAGAGGAUGACCUUAGACCACAGACGGGUUCUCCCAAUCAGGUUGUAGUGACCCCUGUGUCUAUGGGUCCCAUUCCUGAUCCUACGCCGCAAGGAAACCAUACGUCUCAUAUCCCUGGGGAUGAUAAGUGGUACUACAUGGACCCUCAGGGUGAAGUGCAAGGGCCUUUUACGUCAGGCGAUAUGUCAGAGUGGUAUCGAGCUGGGUAUUUCACGCCAUCCUUAUUAUUAAAGAGAGAUUGUGAUGAUCAGUUUGCUCAGCUUGGGGAACUAACUAGGAUAUUUGGAAGGGUGCCUUUUGUACCAGGACCACCAGUGUCACCGUUAAAGGUGACAGAGAUGCUGAAUGCACAAAAACAAGCUGAGCGUGAACGUUUAGAAAUGUUGCAAAACUACAUGAUCCAGAAACAAGUUUAUCAGCAUCAAAUGGCUGUCAGUCGGCAGCAGGUGUUACAAAAGCUGCAGAGCAUGGACGAGUGGAAUGGCCUUAAUCCUUUGCAGCAACAACAGCUUUUCAUGCAACACAUGAUGAGUAUUAUUCCUCAUCCCCCUGUUGUGCCCAGUGUGCCUCUGUCAACCACUCCUCCAGCUGUCAUUCCUUCCACAACCCCGGUAUCUGCACCAACUCCAGACCCUAGAGUUGUACCUGGGCCCGAUAUGAGAGUCAUGCCGGGACCUGUUCCUCCUUCUUCUAAGCCGCAGGACCCCAUACAAGCCCUUGUUGCACAAAUGCAAACGUCAUCAGCAGCAAGUAGUACGCCCCUAGUGAAUUCGUCAGAAGGAGCGUUGUCGCAGUUGGCGGCAACGUCUAUGGCUGCUGAAAAUCCUUUGCAGAAGUUGAUACUUCAGCUACAGCGUGGUCAGCAGCCAGUCAUGGGAUCUGUAGGCAAUCAGUCUGGUGCUUUAGGUGGAGGAGUUUCGGUGUCGGGGCCACCAGCUUCUGCUGCUCCAGCUGGAGGUCCCCUUGAUAGUUCUCCACAGGAUCAACAAUUUGAUGCCAUCCAGUCUCUUAUGCAACAGCUCAAUAAAAUGCAGUCUGCAACACCAGAUCCCUUGCAGGAAGAGCACCAGAGACGCCAGGAGGAGGACCAAAAGAGAUUGGAAGAACGGAGAAGACUGGAGGAGCAGAAAAGGGCGGAGGAGGAAAGAAUAAGAUUGGAAGAGUUAAGAAUCAAAGAGGAGCUGAAGCGUCAGGAAGAACAGAGACGAAAUUUAGAGGCACUUAGACGGCAACAUGAGGAAGAAACCCAAAGAAUAGAGGAGGAAAAAAGAAAGAUGCGAGAGGAGCAGGCUAGAAGAGUGGAAGAAAUGCGCAGAUUAGAAGAGGAGAAACUGAAGAAGGAAGAGGAGCAGAAAAGAAAGUUGUUGGACCAGCAGAGAGUUGAAGCAAAAAGGAGACAAGAAGAAUUAAGGCGCCAACAACAACAGCAGAAACAUGAAGAGGCAAAGAGAAAAGAAGAAGCCAGAAGACAAGAGGAGGCACGUCGUCAAGAAGAGGAAAGGAAGAGGAAAGAGGAGGAAGAGAGGAGAAGACGAGAAGAGGAAGAAGAAGAAGCUCGACAUCAAGCGCAAAUAAAGGAGGAAAUGAGGAGGAUAGCACUAGAAGAAGAGAGGAGACAUAUGCAACAGAUUGAGGAAGAGGAGAGACAGCGGCAAGCCAAAGAGGAGGAGCGGCGUCAGCACCUUUUGCAAGAGCACAUAAAAAAUAUGCUACCUGCUUGGAACACACCACCCCCGGUGCAGGCACCGGAGGAGACACCAGCACCUUCCUUAGUAGAUAUUCAGCGGGCACAGGAAGAGAAAGAGAGAAAGGAAAGGGAAGUUGAACAGCAGUUGCAGCAGCAGAGACAAAAAGAGGCUCAGAGACAGGCUGCAGAAGAAGCACGACAGAAAAGUUCAGGCCUCAAGUGGGCAGCGAUGGCUCAAGCCAAUCCUGCGACUGUUCAACCUGUGAAAUCGCUUUUAGAAAUUCAGGCAGAGGAAGAAAAAGAGCUUAAAAAGCGGCAGGAGAAGGAAGCUGCAGAACGUGCUGCUGCUGUAAGUCACAUGAGUAUUGGAGCAGCAGGGGUUUGGGGUUCAGCAAUCUCCAAUCUCUCUUGGGCCAGCCGUGCUUCCAGUGGUAGAACGUCUUCCUCAUCCACAUCAACCAGUCAGUCAACUAGUCAACAAUGGGGUGGAUCAAGCAAUAGCAGUUCUGGAGGUAUAUGGAAUAAUAACAGCCAGCCAGCAACGACCAUACCAGCUCAUUCUGUUUGGAACAAUGAUCAUUCUACCAUAUGGAAUCAGGCAGAAAACUCUACUUCGGCAGGAGGCUUCUGGGAUAAUCCUGAACCUGCUAAAAGCAACAAGUCAGCAGCACCGGCAUCAGGACGGACUCCAACCAAACCCACCAAUGCUGGUAACAAGGGAGGUUCGGGAAACCAGAACAACAACCGUGGCAACAAGAAGAAAGGAAAAGACGAGAGCGAUGCCGUCAAGAAACUCUUCGCCGAUAAUAUGUCUCCUGCCGACGAUUUUACUCGCUGGUGUAAAGGAGCCCUCAAUACUCUAAAAGUUCAUGCUUCAAUAGACAUUCCAACCUUUGUGACGUUCCUAGCGGAAGUGGAAUCCCCUUACGAGGUGCACGAUUACAUUCGUUCUUAUUUGGGAGAUAGCAAGGAGGUCAAAGAAUUCGCAAAACAGUACUUGGAAAGACGUAGUAAGGCACGCAAUGCCCAGAAAGAGCGUACCGUAGAGGACGAUAUUUUGGCUCCGGCACCUGCCGUCAAUCCUACGUGUACAGAGUUCCAGGAAGUUAAGCAAACACGUAACAAGAAAGCAAACAAGAAGAAGAUGCAGAAAGUUGACAACAGUAUCCUAGGGUUUAGCGUCUCAUCUAAUGAGCGCAUAAACAUAGGAGAGCGUGAUUAUGCCGAGUGAAAUUCCCUCACUGUAACCUCAAAACAAUAAAGCAUAAGAAAAAGUCCAUAUUAUAAUGGGAAGUAUACUUCCUGCGCCACACCAUUAAGUGAAUCGUGGCGAAUCACUGACUUAAAAAAAAGUUUAUAAUAAGACUGUGUGCUUAACCUUGUGAGGCAGUUGUGACUCCUUGUGAUGUUUUGGGCCCAGUCUUAGGUGGAGAAAUGUUGGUAACAUGGUUGUAUAAGAAACUCAGUUUUCCAAAAAGUAAUGCUAAGAUGUUUUCAUUAUCAACAUUUCCAACUGUGCUUUCCUGGAAGGAACGGCAAGAUUCGACAGUAUUUUCUCUGCAUAUACCACAGCCAAGGAAGCCAUUGAACAGGUGAAAAGUGUUCAACUCGAAGUAUUCGUUUGUUAAAAAUCAGCCGAUAGAAAAAUUAUACAGUAUUUCAUUAAAGUUUAUAUACAUAUAAAUAUAUAAAUAUAUUUUUAUCAUAUAUUUGACUCAGGUGAAUUGUUGUAUUGGAAUUUUGAAUGAAUUCCAGUUUAAAUUGGAUUUAUCUUUGUUUACAACAUAGAAAAAUAUGCAUAAGGAGUUAAUGGUAUAUGAUUUUUAAGGAUAGCAUGCUACUGGGGGACAAACAUAAGUGCCUGGUUAAACCCAUUUCACGUUUAUGCAAUGGAAGAAUGUUGUGUAAAUAUUUUUGAAUCUAACUAUGUUGGGUAAAAGAGAGUGUGAUAUGGCCACUAAUUAGAUUAGCAUAGAAUACUGAUGAUGGUAGUUUAGAGUAGUAGUCAGUUUUUUAUAUAUUUUUUUUUUAGAACCUCUACAUUUGAUCAGCAGAAAUUAGAAUAGGUAUAAGUAGCAGUAGUCUGAUGUCUCAACCUCUUGGCACAGUAAAAAAUGUCAGAUAACUAGAUGGUGAGUGACCCUUUUAAUAAAUGUGGAAGACAUAUUCUGGUCUUGAAAGCGAGAUGUAAUCUUCUCUAAGUCAUGCAAUACUCCUGAAAGUGAUUGAUCUCACUUCAGAAUAAUUUCUCUUUCUCAGUACGUACUACCAUGUUGAGGAUCAGUUGAAGUAUUAGAGCUUAUGACAGCUCCAGACGAGGAGGCUAUACAUUCAGUAUUACAAGUUUUUUCUUGUCGUAAUCCCAAAGAGUAAUUAAACCUACAUGAAUAAUUCAAUAAGUAUAAGUGAAGUUAUUUGUACAUUGUAACCUGGGGUAAAUUUUAACAAGGGUUUAGGUUUUAUUGGGCUUUAGCAAAAUUUGUGGUCAGGUUGGAGACACACACACACACACACACACACACACACACACACACACACACACACACACACACACACACACACACACUCUCUCUCUCUCUCUCUCUCUCUCUCUCUCUCUCUCUCUCUCUCUCUCUCUCUCUCUCUCUCUCUCUCUCUCUCUCUCUCUCUCUCUCUAAAUGAAGAUAUAUCUGUUCAUGUAACAUUUGUCUUGAAAUCAACCAUCUAUUCGAAAGAUUUUUUUCCUCCAUUUUAUAAUAUUUUGUCAGCAAGGGUUCCCUUGUUUACAGAUACUGUAGAAUUUUGGUAUCUGUUGAGUAUAUGUAAAGUUACUUUACUUUGUGGUCAAUCACUACUUAGGGUGCUAAGGACAUUUUUUUUUUAGCAUCACUUUUUACUUAUUCAUGUAGGUUUGCAGUCAUAUUGGUUGAGAAGGAAAAUCCAUUUUGAGAAAUGAAACUCAUGGAAAUCUCAUAACAUUUCUGGUCUUUGCCAUUUUUACACAGAUAAGGUUAAGGGAGAGUACUAGGUCAGUGUUUGAUCAAAUACCUUCUUGUUGUUUUACAGUGUUUCACAAAUUGUAUUAAGAGUAAAAAGGGGUAGAUUUUAUCAAUUUGUGAAUAACUUCUUGUUAAGGGUUAGUUCCUAAGCUUAUUGUAAUUCCUCAGAUUCAUAUUUGUGAGCACGAUUGAUAUUAGAGGAGUUGCAAUAGGAUAUUUACUUAUGACAAUUUCUCGUACUUUUUCUCAUUCUCUCUCUUGCUUAUCAUAUAAAGGAAUGUAUGAGGUACAAUGCUAAGGGUUGCUUAGAAGUGAAUUGUCCCCUAGUUAGAUGCGUCUCUGUAAUUACUCAUUUCAUUAAGGAAUAAGAUUAUUGAAGGCUUCAGGUUUCAGCCAUUAGUUCAUGGUGGUGGCAUAAGAUGAACUCGAUCCUGUAAAGUAUGGUGAAUUUCAGUGAUGCUGUACCUUUCUGAAAUUUUUAUUUCUUUUGAGAUUAGAUUAUCUGUGAUAUAAGACCAUUUUGCAAACCACAAUCAAACAGGGAAAUGAUUGUCAAAGUUCUGUUGGCCACUUUUCAGAAUAGUUUUAAUUGCUUUGAAAGGUUUCAUCAUUGAGCAGUGUUUAUUUUUUAUUUUUUACUCCAAUUUCACACGUAACCCCGUGGUGGAUCUUGGCCUAUUAAUAAGGAUUAGGCAACAUCCUGAAACGAUCCAGGUAGUGGGAUGUUUCUCAAAUAUUUGCUGAAAUAUGCAAUUUCAUCCAUGACAGGUUUUUUGUCAUCUGGCAGGUGUAUGUUUAGGUAUAAAAGUAUUUUUGUAAAACAUUUAUAACAUACAGCGGAGGGUUUUUGAUUGAUCUAACAGUGUAUGUAUGUUUUCAUGUUACAUGAGAGUUUAAGGUUACAGGUUUUAUAAAAGGAUAACUGCAUUUUUUCUUUUCUAGUCACAAGAUCUUUGUACUUUACUUUGUCCAGUGGUGAUGGUCUGAUUAUGAAAUAAAUGUCUGGAUGAUAAGUUUUUUUGAGGUGAAAUAUUACAGUAAAAUUUACAUCAAAGCAUUCACAUUCUUUUUUUUUCUGAAAACUUGUCUGUCAAAAUAGUAAGGUUAAACUCUGCCAGUAAUAAAAAAUUCCCUGUCAGUAACAAAAAGUAGUUCAAAAUGAAAUUCUUUUUACUAAAGAUUUGCCUUACAAGACUAGAGUACUUAUUGAUUUCCUACUUGUCUGAGACUAUCUGUAUCAUUGUAAUCUUUUUUCGUUAGGUGUCAUGAUUACAGUACUAUUUGUAUGCCCUAUAUCUGCUUAUCAUCAAUCAGUCUGUAUAAUAUCUCAUUUCUCACACACAUUGCGUAUAGUUUAUUUCAUAGGUAAGUAGUGUAAUUGGAUGUUCAUUUUUUUAAGCAGUUUAUAUUUGGCCAAUGAACUUGAAGGGUUUUCAUUUUAUAAUUGAUUGUAGGAGAUUGUUCAUUUUUUUUUACUUAUUAAUUUCUCAGAAGAACAGAUCCCUCAACUAGUCUAUAGAGAACUUGCCUGGUUUAAUUGCUUUUUAUAGCUAACAUGCUGCUCUUUUCUGUUUAACAUCUUGACUUGAAUUUUUAACAUCAUUAGCACUGGAAAGUUGUAUUUUUAAACCAGUUUGGAUUUUGUCACGAUGUCAAACGAGGUGGUUUUUCAAAAUUGGAAUGAUAUGCAGUAUUCAAACACGGCUUCCAAGCCUUUCCAAAGAUAAGGUUAGUGAAUUGUUUUAGUCAUUGGAAACUUAUUAUUUUAUAUUCGUGCAUUCAUAACUAGUACUUAGAUUUUCUGUGGUGUGCUGUAUCUGAACAAUCCUUGAACAUUUAUUGGCUCACCAAGUCUUACUUUGUAAUUAGGGACCUUUCAGUAUACAGAACAUUUAACUACCCCACAGUGUUUUGGAGCAUAUAUAGAGUUGUAAAGGGAGCUUCUGGAAAGCAGAAUUCACUGAAAUUAGGUGGGAAAUAGUUGGCUUUCAGCUGCAGAGUGGUAUGCUACAAACUAAGUGUAGAAAUAUUCAUGUGGGAUAAGCCUAUGAGGCCAUUAACAUUUAAAGCAAUUUUUCUCAGAAUAGAACAUGCAUUCUGAAUUAUGUAUGCUGUGUAUUAUGCUAUUAAUAAUAAUGAUGUGAUAAUGAAGUUGUGGUAUAUUUCAGAAGAGAUAGUUCAUAUAAAGUCAUUCAACAAAGGGGACUUUUGUACGGUUUACGUUUUUUAUUUGAAUGCCGUCAGGAUCGGGAUGUGGUCAUAUAUAUAUAUAUAUUUUUUUUUACUUUUAUUUAUUUAGUGGUGUGGGGUUUGCUAUUACGUAUUAAUCUCUCAAUCUUCAAGGACUUUCAAUAACCUGGGGCUAACACCUUUUUUUAAGUGCCAUAUUAGGUACAAGUAUGGAAGUGAGUGUAUUGAGUUUAAAUUAAUAAAAAUGGUUUUUGCAUGUGGCCAUGAGUAAACUGGUGCCAAAUUAUUUAUUUAUUUUUUUUUUUAAGAUAAUGAAGUUCUUAGGGAGACCUAGAAGUAUGGUGUUGAAAGGUCACCAAAUUCAGUGUUAGACAGAGGUGGAUGUCACCGUGAGCUUUGGCAUCCUGAAGCGUUGGUGUUAAGUCCUCUCCACCUUUUUCAUUUUGUUAAGUAUGUGAACCUCUGUUGAGUUGUAAGACCCAAAUCAUGGCAGCAUUGGCUUACUAAUUCCUUUAUCCCUCCAUUAGCUUAUUUCUGUUCAUUAAUCAUUUGAUCAUGACUGACAAAGUUUGAUGUAAGCUCCUUCCAGUUACAAUUUUCUUGGGUAUAAGUCUAUUUUGUGGAUGGUUUUCACUACAGAUGUAUUAUUUAUUUGGUUCUUAUGCCUGCUUGCUUCUGGAUGACUUUAACUUCUGUUAUGUUGCCCAUUUGUUAGUAUUUGUUAAAUGGACUUUCCAUUGCACUAAAUUGGCAACAUAAAAAUUUGGAGAAUAAAAGUUGUUUACUAGUCAUUUGCUUGAUGUAAAUUGCAGGUUUUUCAAUGCCUUUAUUUAAUCAUUCUAAAUGCAAAUCAUGUUGAACCCUGAAGACUAAUUGUGAAACUAAAAUAUAGCAGUGAAAGAAAUGAUACAAUACACAGAUUGUAGAGCAAGUUAAAAAAGCUGGAAUUUUUCUGGUGAGCUGGUUGAAAGGUUCUGAACUUUACCCAAUCUAUCUGUUUGAUUAUCGGAUAAAUUUUUAUUUAAUAUUUGUAUCCACAUGUCAAGGUUUCAUUGGUCAUAAUCAGUCAGUUUCUGGGUUCAAGGUCAUAUCCUAGCAUAUGCAAGUUCUGCUUGGAAAACUACUGUAUUUAAGUUCUGUUUGACCAGAUAAAUUGGCCAUCCAUUAAUCCGAUAAGCUUUUGUUCCAUUUAUUAAACAUUGUACAUUGCAGAAGUGUUAAUAUAUUUAUAGCAAUGAACUAUAUGGAUUCAGCUGUGAAGUAACUGAAUUGUCUGGUUAAACUGAUAAUUAAUUUAAACUUUAUUAAUAAAAUAAUGUGAAUCGGUUACUGUUUUCACCAGAAAAAAAUUCUUGCUUGGGGAAGGCUUGUCUACCUCCUUUUCAUGUAGGAAAUUCUGCAAUCAUUUAAUAAUUUGUAGUUUCUCUUAAUUCUCUUGAUGUGAGAAUUAUUCAAGUCUAUUUGUUAUUCAAAUUGAUUAGACUUUCCUUCCGUUAUUUGUAGACUGGAAAAUACUAGAUAAAUAUGAUGAGGGAUGUGGAAUAAUUAUAUUGUCUAUGAACAUUUUUGCUAUUCUGCUUUUUAUAUUAUAAAAAGCCAUAUUCACAUCGGUUAAGAGGAAAUAUUUCUUCAUUAAUGUCUUGUUCUUAUACAUUGAAACUUUGAUAAAAAUUUAAUGGCUGCCGACAUCUAGAAAAAGUGAAUUUUAAAGGCUGCCAACAUCUAAGAGAUCUAUGAUUGAUAGAAUUGUGUACACCUUUGUAAAAUGUUUUUGCUUACCAAUGAUGAAUUGAUGUCACCUUUCUAAUCUUUUGUUUAGGAAAUGACUGCUAGUCUGUGUUUAUCUAUCUAAUAAUAUUGUUCCAAAAAUUCCUAGCAACUUGUAUGCUUUGUGAAGAAAAUGCUGAACUAUAUUUAUUCAUUAAUGGAAAAGUUGUGUACACAGGUUUCUACCAAUCUCUGAAAGUACUGAUAUUCCUUUGAAACUAGAGACAUUUUUUUCUAUUAUUUUUUAGAGCAUUCCAUUAAUGGUAUUAAAAGAUUUCAAGUUUCAGAAAUGUUAAAUGAAAGGAAGCACAGUAUUUCAUACAUUGUUGCCUUAAAAGUUUUGUCAGUGAUGAAUGCUGUAUUGAAAACAUUGAUGCUUAUCACUUCCAGUGAGUGUUGCUCUCUUUUGGUGAUUUUUUUUUUUCCUACAUUCAGUGCAAACAGUAUCAACUGUCCAACUGCAUCUGCCUAUUGUGGAAAUCCUGACUGCUGUGUUAGAAGUGAGUGUGCUACACAGGAUAAGAUUUCUUUCGGGGUAGUCUUGGCUAGAGAAAUGUCGACUGGACUCGUAAGACAAGGACCAAGGAGAGAGUGUUUAUUUAUUUUAUUUUCUUUGAGCAGUGAUCCAUGUCACAUGCUGUCUUCCCUUAUGUUGUGUGGUGCAUGAAGACCGUUGAGAGAAAAGGCCAGAAGGACUGUGCCUACGUUGUUGAAAAUAACCGAUUUGGUGCUCAAAUCCAGAAAUUCUGGAAUCCUUAAUAAAAAAAAAUCCAAUU